Messenger RNA from Dibothriocephalus latus, 2325 nucleotides. The record is from the annotation of a GenBank genome assembly. Lineage: Eukaryota; Metazoa; Platyhelminthes; Cestoda; Diphyllobothriidea; Diphyllobothriidae.
AUGUAUGGCCUGAUGCGGGAGGAGGAAGUCGCCAUUGGGCCACGACAGCUCCAUCCUAAUGUUGCCUCUAUGACACUUUCAAUCCGCUGGGCUCAGGGCCGCUCCCAUCCAUUGUUCAUUGUGCGCGGAGCAAGCGUUUACUGCACACAGAAUCAGGCUCUGCCAUGCACUGCACUCGAUUCCAACCCCCACCCCCUCCCAAAAAAAACAGAGCCAAUCACGGUGCGAAGAAUUAAUGGCCAAUCAGACGGCUCCGCGCGCGCCGGUGAAUCAGACAUGCAUCGUGAGGUCAAUAGGACUUGCUGCUGGUGUCGCGUGCGCGACGACCUUACACGCUGUUUCCUCCUCCUGCCACCACACUGUUCAUCACCAUCACAUUCACCGCAGGUUGGUACUCUGAGGACCGUUCAUCUGGCCCUUUCAACAUGCACGCGAACCUCAGCUCCGCCCGGAAUGGACGAGGCCAACACUGUGGAGACUUCAACCAUGCCAGCACCUCUAGCCUCAGGCGAGUCAAUUAAUCUGCUGUCCAGCCUCAUGGAGUCGAAUGGCCGAUUUAGUGCCGUUGAGUAUUCAAGCCUAUCAGACGCAUUUGAGGAUCUUAAUUUAAGACAAGAUCCCGUGAGUCAGGUCAGUCUUGGUAUCUCCACGCAGAACGGCUCGAGUCCCAGUAUCUCCGUGGUUACUGGCCUUCCAGGUAGCCUUGAAGGAAGCACGCCCAUGCGCGAGAGCCAUGCCAGCUUUCCCACAGUGAUUUACGACUCCUCGGAGGAAGAUUCCAAGGAACUCGAUGAGUUUGGACCAGCUGGUAUGCUUGUCUCGGGCACUGUGCUGGAUACAGUUGCAUCGUCGUCAACCCAUCCUAACGAUAUUCACACAACCUACGUUGCUGAACUGCCCUCUUCUUCUUCCUCUCCCUCCCUGUCCUAUGAACAUGAAUCGGAGAAGUGGAGAUCCCUGUAUCAGGAUAACACGCCAGAUACGGCAGCGGAUGUGCCAGAUGGUGUUGCAGGAACCAGUCGUGUCUCGGCACCCUCGGAACCCCUUCUCACUCCACAAGACAGAGGUGACCUUGUAACCAGACCAUCAGCCGGUGCGGCUGGAGAUUCUGCUCGGUUGAGAAAGACGACAACAAGAACACGCCGAGUCAGAACGCGUUCGCACAUACCCGGUCCCUCUGUGGAUCUACGUUCUGGAGACGAUGACUUCACAGCGGACAGCUUUGUGCUUGUACGAGCUGCGACCGUGUCUCGUGAGUUCAGUUGUCUGUUUUCAAACCUUAACGCCUACACAUGUGUCAGGAAACACUGCACCGCCGUAGAGUCUGUUCCAGCUGAUGUGUUACAGUGUAGCAUUGAUCAAGUCGCCCAACUGCGUCGUCUCACUGAUGUGCAACACCAAUUUGAUCGACUCUGUAGGGAGCAGACCUCUUCCUCCUCAUCCUCCUCCGACUUCAAGUCCACCGUCUUCAUCAUCAAGUCGGCUAAUCAACCAGCCAAAGGGGACACUAGCCGUCGCCACCAGCCUCCGCAAGCCCCUACCAGGCAUGAGGUGCGGAAACUGUCUGUGGCACCGACCUCGCACGCCGGUAAACUUGCCAGACUGAGUGGACGUUUCAAGGUCUGGCAGACAUUUUGGUGUGUUUUGGUGAAUAAAAGCCUGCUCUUCUACAGGGAUGAGUCUGAGGUGGAGCACUGGCCGAGAAAGUGUAUCGACUUCACGGAGUUGGUUAUCAGCGGUUGGUUACACCGCUACCGACGGGGACAAUCGCAUCGGGUUUGGUGUAUGCUAAUGGGCACCUUUCUUGUCUACUCUCGUGAACCGAGAGGCAUAGCACUGACGGGUUAUAGGGACCUAAGUCUCACGUACCUACGUUGCCCCUUCAAAGAAAUGACCGCCUCCGCGCCUACUGUUGUCCACGGAGACGCGUCCACAAGCUUUCCGCAUCCGGCUGAUAGCAGCCAACCACGGUCAGCCUAUCCUGACUACGAGUCCUCCGAUUCUGAAUCGGACACAGGUAUUGAGACCGAUGAGGUGAACAGCAAAACUCUGGCGCUCUGGGCGCCGAAUCGUGAUCCCGUCUACCUGGUCUGCAACACUGACACAGAAUUCGAACAGUGGCGAUACCAUCUCACAAGGGCCUGUUGGUUCUCAUCAACUUUCGCACAGCCCUACCUCGAGAAAGAACCCGAGGCACGCUUUCUGCAGCUCUGGGGCCAGUUAGUUCAUCCAGCCUACGUCCAACGGAGAUGGCACACAGCGGAGCCAAUCACUGUGCCGCUGUCGCGCGUCUUUUCGGAGCCCCUCCUCGAGAGAUCGGCCGCC